Messenger RNA from Eimeria maxima, 357 nucleotides. RefSeq lists its product as hypothetical. The coding region runs from base 1 to 357 and encodes 118 amino acids. NCBI's taxonomy places the organism in Eukaryota, Apicomplexa, Conoidasida, Eucoccidiorida, Eimeriidae. The record is from RefSeq and is a predicted model, not a curated record. The transcript has 2 exons.
AUGAUAAGGAAACAGCAGCAGCAGCAGCAGCAGCACAAGCAGCAGCACCCCAAUCAUCAGCGCCACAACAGGCAUCAACAGCACAAUCACCAUCAACAGCAGCACCAUCAUCAUCAUCAUCAUCAUCAGCAGCAGCAGCAGCACCACCACCACCACCACCAUCACCAUCAACAGCAGCAGCAGCAACAGCAGCAGCAGCAGCAGCAGCAGCAACAGCAGCAGCAGAGAUUACGCAUAGCCAUAGUCGAGCUGCGCAGAGCUAAGGAAGAGACCGAGGGACAGCAGCAGCAGAUGCUUAAUAUCUGCAGCAGCAGCAGCAGCACCAAUGCUGCAUAUGUCUCCUAUAGCAAAAGAUAA